AUGUGGCUUUUUGCCUUAUUGAUCCUCCUGAGUAACGGAAAGAUUUCCACGUCUUCUAUUCCGACUUCAACGUGCCCUCUAGCACCAGUCUAUACAUCUGCUACGCUGCAUGGCUUUGACAUUUCUCCAGCGCUCUUCCCCUCCAAAUCUACCCUGCCGACUAACAUCCACCUAUCAGUUCUGGAUGCUCGGCAACCCAUCUCAGAUGAUCUACGUGGCAUAUAUGACCUGGUGCACAUUCGUUUGAUAGCUGUAGGCCUGAAACCAACUGAAUGGACCACUGUUGUACAUGAGAAUAUGAUCGCAGCUGGAUUGGUGGCCGUUCAAAGCGACUUUGUGAGCUCGGAUCGACUUCCAGAGACGCGGAAAGCAAUGACAGAGAACGGCAUGCUUGCUAUCUUUUCUUGGGCCAGACUUAUGACGGCAAAAAAGUCUCCUGGUUUUCUAACACUGGAAAGACUAUCUGAGCUUGAGCGCCAGAUGAAAAGGGAAACCUAUGCCGGAGCCGCCAAGUACGGUGCGUCAAAAUUGACUACUUUGACGUCGUUACCCGAUAGCAAUAGCAAAGACUUAUCAGGACACAUUUCAAAUUCUGUAAGCCCUUAG
Talaromyces stipitatus ATCC 10500 is the source of this 606-nucleotide messenger RNA. RefSeq lists its product as uncharacterized. The record is from RefSeq and is a predicted model, not a curated record. Lineage: Eukaryota; Fungi; Ascomycota; Eurotiomycetes; Eurotiales; Trichocomaceae. Bases 1 to 606 code for a protein of 201 amino acids. The transcript is spliced from 3 exons.